ACAAACCACUACCAGUUAAAGGAAAAGGAGUAUUACUGGGACUAGGAGAAUUUGGAGAUGGAUUUGAUGGAGGAGGCGGAGGAUUUGAUGAAGGAGGCGGAUUUGAUGAAGGAGGCGGAUUUGAUGAAGGAGGCGGAUUUGAUGAAGGAGGCGGAUUUGAUGAAGGAGGUGGAUUUGUUGGAGGAGGCAGAUUUGUUGGAGGCGGAGGAUUUUCUGGAGGAGGAGGAAGGCUGGGAGGAGGGGUGUUGCCAGGACCAGCAUUACAAAAAAAGUCAGGUGUGCAAACUUUGUCAGGGGGGCAGCAACCACUACCACAAGGGCAACAUCCAUUGCUAUUUGGACAUGGAACAUAUGUUGGAUCACUGCAGCCACCAGGAGUGCCAACAUUACAAAAAAAGUCAGGUGUGCAAACUUUGUCAGGGGGGCAGCAACCAUUACCACAAGGUAUAUCUUUGGUAGUGCAUGGAAUGUUGCAGCCGUCAGGUAAGCAUGUUGCAACUGUAGGGCAACAUCCAUUGUUAUUUGGACAUGGAACAUAUGUUGGAUCAUUGCAGGUACUAGCGUUUGCUAAUAGAGUAAAUCCCGUAUAUUUUCCGAUAACGUCCGGAAAGUUUGUGAUGCUAGAUUUACAUUGUAACUGA
Messenger RNA from Paraglomus brasilianum, 641 nucleotides. The record is from the annotation of a GenBank genome assembly. Lineage: Eukaryota; Fungi; Glomeromycota; Glomeromycetes; Paraglomerales; Paraglomeraceae.